This is a messenger RNA of Sphenostylis stenocarpa, 873 nucleotides long. Lineage: Eukaryota; Viridiplantae; Streptophyta; Magnoliopsida; Fabales; Fabaceae. The record is from the annotation of a GenBank genome assembly.
AUGAGUGCAACAGUGACUCUAACUCUGAACCUAUUCCCUACUUCCUCCAUCGUCUCCUCCUCUUAUCUCUCUCCGCAUUCUUAUUCCUUCAACCACAUACCAAACCCUAAUUUCAAUGCCUUCUUUAGUUUCUCCCUCUCUCUCUCUCUGUUUCAGCACAGACGCCUCGGUAUCUGCAAGAAGCCCUCGCCCAAACCAUUCUCCUCUAGACGGACGUGGCUUUAUGGACAUAUGAAUAGAGAUCGAGAUACAUACAGUCCCAAUAAUGAAUUGGAGAAGGGGUUGGCGUUAUUUGGUUCUGAUGAAGAACUUGCAACACAAAUCCCAACUCAGGCCCAAUCAGUUGUUGAAGGAUCUGGGUCAAUUCGUGUAUCAGAGUUCAAGCCUGUUCCUGAUGUUGAUUAUCUGCAGGAGUUAUUGGCCAUUCAACAGCAAGGACCUAGAGCUAUUGGCUUUUUUGGAACACGGAACAUGGGAUUCAUGCACCAGGAACUAAUUGAGAUUCUUAGCUAUGCUAUGGUUAUAACUAAAAACCAUAUAUAUACAUCUGGAGCAUCUGGGACUAAUGCUGCUGUUAUCCGAGGUGCUUUAAGGGCAGAGAAGCCAGAGUUGCUUACGGUUAUAUUACCACAAAGUUUAAGCAAACAGCCUCCUGAGAGUCAGGAGCUAUUGUCCAAAGUGAAAAAUGUCAUAGAAAAGCCCCAUAAUGAUCAUCUACCUCUAAUAGAAGCCAGCAGGUUAUGCAAUAUGGAUAUCAUUUCUCACGUGCAGCAAGUGAUUUGCUUUGCUUUCCAUGACAGUAGGUUGCUCAUGGAAACUUGUCAAGAAGCAAAAAAUUUGCGAAAGAUUGUGACGCUUUUCUACCUCGAUUGA